This is a messenger RNA of Thelazia callipaeda (thelaziosis nematode), 465 nucleotides long. Lineage: Eukaryota; Metazoa; Nematoda; Chromadorea; Rhabditida; Thelaziidae. The record is from the annotation of a GenBank genome assembly.
AUGCUGCAAUCAGUAUUGCAUGACGUCCGUGAUCGCAGAAACGGUUCUUGGAGGAGUCAACGAAACGUAUCAAAACACAAGAUACGUAUGGAGCAAAACACACUGCACGAGUCUCAGGUGGCACAACAAUGCUACGAAGAGAUGACAAAGCAUGAAAAGAAGCCAUCGAUGUGGAAGGCAAACAUAGAAAAGAACAUAGGUGAAAUUAACAUUUACAAAACACUUACAGAGCGAUAUUUGGCAGGUGAAAUACUUGAAUGUAAAAACCUGAAGGAGACCGAAAAGUGUAUGAAAGGGACGGAAGAAAUUAGAAAGGUCUGGGCCACGAUGUGGAAUUCGAAAAUGGGAGAAGACGAUAAUCGGCACAAUGAAUAUCCGGAGGAAUUCAUUCCGGACUCUCAACAGCAUGAUACUUUCCCACCUGAAGUCGAUAUCUUCCCUGUUUGCCCAAAUGGAAGGCUGUAG